Capronia epimyces CBS 606.96 is the source of this 2124-nucleotide messenger RNA. RefSeq lists its product as uncharacterized. NCBI's taxonomy places the organism in Eukaryota, Fungi, Ascomycota, Eurotiomycetes, Chaetothyriales, Herpotrichiellaceae. Gene Ontology annotation, molecular function: DNA-binding transcription factor activity, RNA polymerase II-specific; zinc ion binding; transcription cis-regulatory region binding. The record is from RefSeq and is a predicted model, not a curated record. The coding region runs from base 1 to 2124 and encodes 707 amino acids. Gene Ontology annotation, biological process: DNA-templated transcription; regulation of DNA-templated transcription. Gene Ontology annotation, cellular component: nucleus. The transcript is spliced from 3 exons.
AUGGACGCAGACGGGUCAUCGCCGUCGCAGCUCCUCCGCUCGGCUGAAACCCUGGCCGCCCUGGCCGGUCUCCAUCGACGGGAGUCGCAGAAUAGGAGCCAGUCGCCCGACAGCCUCGUGGAAGAGGAAGCAUCAGGAAGCGACCAGCCAAAGCGCCCCAAACGCGCGCGUGCAUGCGUGGCCUGCCGCAACAUGAAAAUUCGAUGUCUCCCGGUCGAAGGCCAAGAGGCUUGCAGCAGCUGUGCCAAAGUCAACAGGCACUGUGUCAUGCCCGGACCACCGCGGAAACGACAGAGAACGGUGCAUAAAGUGGCCGAACUGGAGAAGAAAAUCAACGCUCUGACAGAGGCCCUAUUGAGCCGAGGCCAACAAGCCGAUCUGCCUUCGAUUCAGACGUCGCCUGAGAAGGACCCAGCCACCACGAGUGCCAGCUCGGAUCUACCAAGGACAGAAGCUACCACUAACACUAGCUUGGACUACGACGCCCAGGUAAUGGAGAAGGUACUACCGCAAAGCCCCGAAUUCGAGAGACCAUGCCCUGCCGACGACCUAGAGCCUCGUGUCGGGGAGCCCUAUGUGGAUGUGAUCGACCAGGGCCUAGUGACCAUGCAGUGUGCGACGGUAAUUUUCAACUAUUGGAUGCAGAAGUAUUCGAAAAUCAGCCCAAUUGUGGUCUUCCCUCCUGGCACAGAGGCACAGGUUGUCCGCACCCGACGUCCCAUGACCUUCCUAGCGAUCCUGUCCGUGGUCAGUCCAUUGAUCGAACCUUCUGUGCAGCCUGAUUUGUCCGUCGAGCUCAAUCGGCAACUCUCGGAAAGAGUCCUGUUUCACGGGGAGAGGUCGCUGGACCUCACCCAGGCACUGAUGUUUCACUAUCAGUAUUACCUGCGACCUCGAGGUGCGAGAGAUCUUGCUUUCAACCAAUACAUCCAUUCCGCCAUCGUCAUGUGCCUAGAUUUGGGCAUCGGCAAGAGAUCCAAAAUCGACCAGACCCGGAGCCCGGCUGAAAGGACGGAACUGGCGCGAACAUGGUUGGGUGCCUACACUUGCGCGAUCGCUGUUUCGACCAUUCUUCGUAUUCCUCCAUUCAUCAAGUUUAACUCGCGCGUCGAAGAGUGCCUGGACAUCCUGGCCAACAGCCCGUACGCCUUGCCGAGCGAUAAAUGGCUAUGCGAUCUCGUGCGUCUCUUUCAUAUUGCGGAAGAGGUGUCGGUCGUCUUCAACAUGGACGAUCCCGGAGCCGAGUUGAAUUUCACGGAACCGAGGAUACAGCAUCAGCUCAAAUAUUUCCAACAUCAGUUACGGCUGUGGGAAAACUCGGUGGGCACCGAUGUGGAUGUGGAUCCGCGACUGGUCCAGCAUCAUGCCGCUUGUAUCAGCCUCUACACUCACGAGAUAGCCCUUCAUUACGAUCACAACGUCGACGAUUUCCGACCCGGAAGCCUAUUUGCAGGCGAUCGGCGAGGACCAGACAGCCUCACAUCCAGCCACGUUCAAGCCCUGACCACUGUUUACGAAAGCUGUCAUCAAGUGCUUGACGUCUGGCUGUCGCUGGAAAUCCCUUAUGCACGAGCCCUGCCCAACACGUACAUUGUCUGGAACGCGUAUGCCAUGGUGGUCUUGAUCAAGCUGCAUUGGAUCGUGCAUGGAUCGGAGUCGCAAAUUGGAAACAUCUUUCUCCCGGACCUCCGCACUGAAUACUAUCUAGAUGCCAUCAUCCAGCAACUGGCCGAGAUGUCGGCCCACGGCCACAGUCCUUUCGCAGAGGCGUUUGGAUUCGUGUUCAAGAAGCUCAAGACCUGGUACCAGCAUCGGGGAGGCCGGUUUGCGGAUGAGCCGGCUGGAGGGGAGAAUAGCCUUCGAAGCAAUCGAGCGUCCAGUAUCCUACAGAAGGAUCCGUCGACCAUCAUCCGCACGGCCAGAGAUGAUUCCUACACCACGAUGCCGGCCAUCCUCCCGGGACAGUGGUCGGGCCCUGAUAAGAUGGGGUCCAAUCUGAACGCGGCUUAUGACGCGGCCAGUUACGGAAACACGAAUUGGGACCAGUUCAACUUCAGCUCGGAAGAAAUGGAUCUGUUUGAUGUGUACAUGAAUAACACUGGAUGGAUGGGGUAUUUUCUUUAG